CCCGCCGGGGUAGCAGGCUGCGGGCGGCCGGGAGGAGGCUGCGCUGCCAGCCGGUGCCUCGCAUUAAAAUGAGGAGGAGGAAGAAGCGGCAGCCACAGCGGCGGCGGCGGCAGCAGCGGCGGCGGCGAGGGCUGCAGCCCGGGAGGACGCGCGGAGCCCAGCGCGACACGGCAGCGGCCACCGCGGCCGGGAUGAGUCAACUCCUGGUUUAAUGGGGGCAGAGCGGCCGCGAGGGGACACGAGCGAGCGAGCGAGCGACGGGCAGCCGUCCGGGGAGCUGCGCUCACAGGCGCGCGCAGACCCCCGCGCGCCUCUCCCGGGCCGCCGGCGACACCGGCCUCGCCGCCCGCGUGGGGACCCCGCCUGCGGCCGGGCACCCGCCGCCCUCCGCGCAACUCCGCGUCAGUUCUGGGGGGCCUCCGGGCGGCGGCUGCGUCCCCAAGUCCCACUGCCAUUGUCGAGCUCCUUGUUUACCUCCGACUCGGGCUGAGUGAGAGCUUGGCGACUUUUGGGGGGAGGGGGCGGGGAGCGAGUGGCCGCCGAGGCGGCGGCGGCGGGGUUGCCCUCGGAUCUCCCCCUCCCCCAUGCCCCUCCCUCCCCGUCGGUGCUCCGGGGCGCUCCGGGGCCCCGCGUCCAUGGGCAGGGAGAGGGUCCCCGGGGCUGUUGUCGGAGACGCCGGCCUCCCAAGUGGCCUCCUAGUGCCUUCCCGGGGCUCUUGGCGCGACCCUCUACCCCUCAUCCUCCCAGGCCCCUGCUAGAUACCCUCGGUGGGGGUACGAGGCGGUGGGGAAAAAGUUUAAGGUUUGUUAAUCGCAGUCGCGAUUGUUGAGGAGGGGGGAGGGGGCGGCUGGGAAGAAAGCGAGGUGGCCUUUCCCUGGCGCUCCGGGGGCUCGGGCGAGCCUGGCGCGGUGACACCGAGCCGACUUGACGCGCUCUCCCUGGCGCUCAGCAGGAGGAGGGGGCGAGGGUACCUUGCCGCCCCCCCUGUCUCCCCACCCUUUCUGGGGUCCUCGUCCGCAGUGAUUUUUUUCCUCCCCAGUACCACCAGUGCACAGCUCCUAACGGGUUCCGCUUUGUUUUUAGGACUCCCCCACCCCCAACGAAUCACUUGUCAGAUCAAUUUUACCUUCUCCCUCCCCCCUACUUCCCACUCUCCCCUCCUCCCCUUCCAAACCCUGUUCUCCGACGUUAGACAUUUUACAAGCUAGCUAUGCUGUUUUUCGAAUUGUGACUUUUUUUUACCCCCCCUCCCCAAUAUCUACUCUUUAGCUGUUUAUUUUUGCCCUUCCCCCCGCUUAGCGGGGCGAGGGUAAGGGAAGAGAAAAUAAUACAAUUUCAGGGGAAGUCGCCUUCAGGUCUGCUGCUUUUUUUUUUUAAUAAUAAUAAUAAUAAAAAGGACAUAGAAAACACCAGUCUUGAACUUCACUUCAAGAACCCGGGCUGCAAAGGAAAUCUCCUUUGUUUUGUUAUUUAUAUGCUGUCAAGUUUUGAAGUGGUGAGUUUCAGUUCUGGCAGGUGAUCUGUAAGACAGUGACUGAGUAUGGAUCAUUUGAAUGAGGCGACUCAGGGGAAAGAGCAUUCAGAAAUGUCUAACAAUGUGAGCGAUCCGAAGGGCCCACCAGCCAAGAUUGCCCGCCUGGAGCAGAACGGAAGCCCACUAGGAAGAGGAAGGCUUGGGAGCACAGGUGCAAAGAUGCAGGGAGUGCCUUUAAAACACUCGGGCCAUCUGAUGAAAACCAACCUUAGGAAAGGAACCAUGCUACCAGUUUUCUGCGUGGUGGAACAUUAUGAAAAUGCCAUUGAGUACGACUGCAAGGAGGAGCAUGCGGAAUUCGUGCUGGUGAGAAAGGAUAUGCUUUUCAACCAGCUGAUAGAGAUGGCGUUGCUGUCUCUAGGCUAUUCCCACAGCUCUGCUGCCCAGGCCAAAGGACUCAUCCAGGUUGGGAAGUGGAAUCCAGUUCCACUGUCGUACGUGACAGAUGCCCCAGAUGCUACCGUAGCAGAUAUGCUUCAAGAUGUGUAUCAUGUGGUCACACUCAAAAUCCAGCUGCACAGUUGCCCCAAACUAGAAGACUUGCCCCCGGAACAAUGGUCGCAUACCACAGUACGGAACGCUCUGAAGGACUUGCUGAAAGACAUGAAUCAGAGUUCGUUGGCCAAGGAGUGCCCCCUUUCACAGAGUAUGAUCUCCUCCAUUGUGAACAGCACGUACUAUGCAAAUGUCUCAGCAGCAAAAUGUCAAGAAUUUGGAAGGUGGUACAAACAUUUCAAGAAGACAAAGGAUAUGAUGGUUGAAAUGGAUAGUCUGUCUGAACUGUCUCAACAAGGCACCAACCACGUCAAUUUUGGCCAGCAGCCGGUCCCAGGGAACACAGCUGAGCAGCCCCCAUCGCCCGCGCAGCUCUCCCAUGGCGGCCAGCCCUCUGUCCGGACCCCUCUUCCGAACCUGCACCCUGGGCUGGUGUCAACACCUAUCAGUCCUCAGCUCGUCAACCAGCAGCUGGUGAUGGCCCAGUUGUUGAACCAGCAGUAUGCGGUGAACAGACUCUUAGCCCAGCAGUCCUUAAACCAGCAGUACUUGAACCACCCUCCCCCUGUCAGUAGGUCUAUGAAUAAGCCUUUGGAGCAGCAGGUUUCCACGAACACGGAGGUCUCUUCAGAAAUCUACCAGUGGGUGCGGGAUGAACUGAAGCGAGCGGGAAUCUCCCAGGCGGUGUUUGCACGCGUGGCUUUCAACAGAACUCAGGGAUUGCUUUCUGAAAUCCUCCGAAAGGAAGAGGACCCCAAGACGGCAUCCCAGUCUCUGCUGGUAAACCUUCGGGCUAUGCAGAAUUUCUUACAGUUGCCAGAAGCCGAAAGAGACCGGAUAUACCAGGAUGAGAGGGAAAGGAGCUUGAACGCAGCCUCGGCCAUGGGUCCUGCGCCGCUGCUAAGCACCCCGCCCAGUCGUCCUCCCCAGGUGAAAACAGCUACUCUUGCCACUGAGAGGAAUGGGAAACCAGAGAACAAUACUAUGAACAUUAAUGCCUCCAUUUAUGACGAGAUUCAGCAGGAAAUGAAGCGUGCUAAAGUGUCCCAAGCACUGUUUGCAAAGGUUGCCGCCACAAAAAGCCAGGGGUGGCUGUGUGAGCUGUUGCGCUGGAAGGAAGAUCCGUCUCCAGAAAACAGGACCCUGUGGGAGAACCUGUCUAUGAUCCGCAGGUUCCUCAGUCUUCCUCAGCCUGAGCGCGAUGCCAUCUAUGAGCAGGAGAGCAAUGCUGUGCAUCACCAUGGCGACAGGCCACCCCACAUCAUCCAUGUUCCAGCAGAACAGAUUCAGAGCCCCUCUCCCAGCACCCUUGGCAGAGGAGAGUCUAGAGGUUCUUUCCUACCAGGCCUGCUGACGCCCGCACCAUGGCCCAGUGCUGCCCCUCAGCAGCAGCAACAGCAGCAGCAGCAGCAGCAGCAGCCGCCGCCGCCGCCUCCCCCUCCACAGCCGCAGCCUCAGCCCCAGGCAGGCCCUAGGCUGCCCCCGAGGCAGCCCCCGGUGGCCUCCUCUGCAGAGUCCGACGAGGAGAGCAGGCAGAAGACCAGGCCGCGAACCAAGAUUUCAGUGGAAGCCCUGGGGAUCCUUCAGAGCUUCAUCCAAGACGUGGGCCUGUACCCGGAUGAAGAGGCCAUCCAGACUCUGUCGGCGCAGCUCGACCUCCCCAAGUACACCAUCAUCAAGUUCUUCCAGAACCAGCGGUACUAUCUCAAGCACCACGGCCGGCUGAAGGACAACUCCGGCCUGGAGGUGGACGUGGCCGAGUACAAGGAGGAGGAGCUGCUGAAGGAUCUGGAAGACGGCGGCAUCCAGGAUAAAAACGCCAACACGCUCUUCUCCGUGAAACUGGAGGAGGAGCUGUCGGCCGAGGCGGGCACAGACGUGAACGCCGACCUGAAAGACUGAGGCUCCCCGCCGCCCGCCGGUACUUACUGAUGGGAGCCCACCUCGUGGCUAGCCUUUGGCCAACGGAUCUUCAGAAACUUGCACAAAACAGGAGGCUGGGAGGACUGGACAGACAGCACGAAAGGUCUUACCGUUUUCCGGACUGCGUGGCAGCCCCAGUGAAGCGUCCAGGGUUGUCUGUUGGUAGGAUUUGUGUUCAGGGGCUGCACCGCGGUGUGUGCCCUGUCAGCAUGAUGCCAGAGAUUGGUUUUUCCUUUUUAAUUAUUAUUAUUACUCUGGAGCCUCCAAUAAGCAUUAUAACUUCUGUGACUAUGAUUACCUUUCCUUUGUUUCUGUAACACUCCACACUGGUCUUUGGAAACUGGCCCCUUAUUUUAAAGAGAAAAAGGAAAAAAAAAGAGUUUGUUACUCGAUUGUAUGUUAAAAAAAAAGAACUAUAGACUGUGGAAUGCAGUUUAAAGAUGACAUAUGCCAACAAAUGCCUUGUAUUAUAUGGCACUGCCGUAAUUAAAAUUUGUUUUUUAUUUUGGAAAUAAAAAGUUCACUAAUUUUUCUUUUCAUUCUCAUUGUUACAUGAUUUUUUUAAGGAAAAGAAAAUGUGAAACACAAUUUCGUCGUUGUUAUUUAUUUGUAGAUCCUGCAGCAUCAUGUUGUAAUUAAGUUUUUGGAAGUUUCUGUUAAAUGUAAUGUUGCUUCUCUUGUUACCAUACUGAUUUCGUUUCUAUUUAUAACUGUAUUUUGAUGGGCAGUAAAACAAAGUGUCUUAAAAGUUUUAAAUAGAGAAAAUGUGCUUUACACGGUUGCCUAUAAAAGUCUAUGUUAUCCAAGCAAUUCACUCUAGGAGCUUCACUCUUGUUGUUGUAUGCAAUUUUUACUAUCAUGCAAAUAAGCUUAGGUAAAUAAAACUAAUAGAUCACCUUAGAAAAUUAUGCAAUUAAUGUGAAAAUAAUUGAUGUUUGCAAUGUGUCUUCCUUUGGUUUACAAUCAAUUUUAAAGCGACAUCUGUAUAAAAUUUCUGUAUAAAGGUGUCUUUCUUUUUUAUGAGUUUAUGACUAUGAAAACACCAGCUAUUUUGUUACAGCUGCUGUUUUUAUAAGUGUAUCACAAUUUUCUUUAUGCAGAAAUGUGCUGAUUAGGAGUGGUUAUUAACUGUAACUACACGAUUAAAAUUGUUUGUAUAGUAUGCCAUGGCAGGGUUUGUCUGCUUAUGUGACCCAGCUCAAGGAUGGUUGUGUCGUGUAGGUACACGGACACUCUUGAUAGCCUGUACAAGCAACUGAACACUUGCCUGAAAUACUAAAUUCAAGCCCCACACAUGCUCAGAUUUAAGCAGGUAUGAAAUUUCACAAUGCAGAUGAUAAUCUGGUUUUGCUUACUACAUAGGGCAGUCAAAGACUCCAACAGAAACAUGAAUUACUCUCAGCCAUUAAGUACUUGGAAUGGUUAUAUCAGCUUUUUCUCACAAUCCUCCAAUUACGGCAAUACUUUCCUUUAAGCGAGGGUGUAUUUUUCAAAGCCAUCAAUAGCAUAAAUAAGAGAACAAAUGUACCUUCUGUGUGAGAACCCUUCCUACUAACUGUUUUAGGGGAGGGGGUUGUUUGGCUUGGUGUUGAUUUGUUUUACAAGUGAUAAGUAAGGAAGGUACAAUAACCCUGAGUUCUUUUGGCUUCCUUUGUCAAAACUGAGAACUACAUGAAGAAAGUAAGAUUAACACCCCUAGAAUUCAAACACCAUCUUCUAAUCUUGCACCAUACACCGUAUUGUGGCAGUCUGGGCGUAAGGGCAAGGUGUGAGGUUCUAGGGAAACUUCGUUUUUUAUUUGUUUUCUUUUUUUCAUUUUGUUUCUUUGCCUUUUGUAUCCAUUUGUUAGGCCCCCUAAGUGUUAAUGGGGAUGUAUGGGUACAUGGAGUCAGGGCUCUGAGCUACCCUUUAGUUAGCCUUUCCUCAGUCCUGGUGAGCUCAUGCAGGGGACUGCAUGGCCUGUGACUGUAGAACGAGCUCCUUGGAAACUCCUCUGCUGCUUUGCUGGGAAACACAGCUGAGCGACUCAGAAGGCUGCUGCUUUGUUGCAAACUAAUUUCAAUUCCUUUUAUCAAAUGAGAAAACAAUGCAAACCUUCUUGUCUUCUGGAGUUCAGAAAAGUAACCAUUUAAGCUAAAGGCAUUUGAAUUAAGAUGAUGUAAGCUAAAUUUUAAAUGUUAAAGGAAAAAACUAAAAAACUAACAUGUCACUAAAGAUUGUCACCCACGUCCUCCUUUUCCCCAAGUUUAAGAGUUGACAGAGAAUCAGGUAGAAAUUGAUGUACUUUUUCAUUUUAGACAUCCCAGCACUAUUGACAUCAAACAGAAAAUCUGAUAGUAAUUUAGAAGGAGAAAAUCAGGUUGCUAGUAAGAUUUUUCCCAUUUCUAACAGUCUGCAUUCUUUUGAAAGAGCUUUCCUAGAACAUGAGUAUGUUGGAAAGCUACACCAUUUAAGGUCUACGUAGUUUUGUUACUUUAGGAUAAAGCACAUGUUAGCAAAUGGUGAUGGUCACAAUUGAGUGAGCAGAAUGGCUGAAGAUGGCAUAUUUUUGAAGCUUUCUCCUAGUGAUCCAUAUUAUUCCCUCAAUGUCAUUGUCACCCAUGUCUCUCUUCUUCCUGUUGCCUAUGGCUAUUGGUAAAGUUUCUUUAGCAAGCUUCAUUGUGUCCCGAUAUUUCAGAGAUGUUUUAACACUGGGCAUGACAUAGUCCUUCGUGCUGUUAAGACCUUAGCAGAGUCAGGUUGUUUACGGGUAAUAUUCAACCGUGUGCAUCCGAGUCUGUCAUGGAUUCCUUCACUCAGCACUUUGCCACUAAUUUGUAUUACACUCUGUGGCCAUAUAAUACUUGCACAUUAUGCAAAAAAUGAUGUUGAUAGUAUCUUCCUGCCACACAAUAUGCAGAGUUGACACAUAACCUUUGAAAACCAAGGUAACUAAUAUGUGUGCCCUACUUGUGUGGCACUUGGUAACAAAGUCUGUACAUAUGUAUAAAAUGUGUAUGACUGGCAUUUAGUACUAAGAAAUCUGAACUUAAGUGUCCACCCCUAGUAGUAUCUAUAGUUAACUAUGCUUAUCUAAACUACAUAGCUUGAAUAGAAAAAGUUGAAAUGUUCAGGAUUGACUAAAAUGAAUGUCCCACAAAUGCUAUUAUCAAAUUCUUCCCUAGUCUCAAUGGUUCACAUUUGGCUGAUAACAAGGUCCUUGAUUGUCACAAUAUUUUCAAUAAAUGAGAUAUUAUGAA
Messenger RNA from Mesocricetus auratus (golden hamster), 7191 nucleotides. It is a transcript of the gene Satb1, whose product is annotated as SATB homeobox 1. Gene Ontology annotation, biological process: regulation of transcription by RNA polymerase II; chromatin remodeling. Lineage: Eukaryota; Metazoa; Chordata; Mammalia; Rodentia; Cricetidae. The record is from RefSeq and is a predicted model, not a curated record. The transcript has 12 exons. Bases 1541 to 3931 code for a protein of 796 amino acids. Gene Ontology annotation, molecular function: DNA-binding transcription factor activity, RNA polymerase II-specific; RNA polymerase II cis-regulatory region sequence-specific DNA binding.